Molecule: messenger RNA, 882 nt
Organism: Amborella trichopoda
Lineage: Eukaryota; Viridiplantae; Streptophyta; Magnoliopsida; Amborellales; Amborellaceae
Product: Proteinase inhibitor, propeptide
Source: RefSeq, a predicted model, not a curated record
CCCAUGGAUCGUGUCUUUCGCUUAAAGUCGUGACCAUGAAAGCAAAGGAACUUUCCUUCUCUUCUCCAGGGAUGACGUCAUAAACGACGCCCCUUUAAAAAGGAGAGAAUUGGAAGGCGGCUCUGCUUCAUUGAUUCUCACGCUAAAAAAAAGUAUAAAAUGCGAAGCACGGUGAAGAAAGCUUUGAUUAUUGGAUUGGCAAUCUCAGCUCUCUUGUUUGUGGCCAUGGCGGAUUCAGGUUCCUCAUCCGAAGAAGCUAAGGCAGCCGUUCAAAUCGUUUACACUGAGAAACCCGGUGACGGUGAAGAGCCAGAAGCCUUUCACAUCAAAACCCUAGCUUCCGUGCUUGGAAGUGAAGAAGCGGCCAAAGAUGCAAUCCUUUACAGUUACAAGGAGGCGGCAAGUGGAUUCUCUGCAAAACUCACUCCACAGCAGGUUGCAGAGCUUUCAAUGCUGGUGCAUGCCCAAACUGGACCCCAAAGAGAGCGGCUGACUGCGAUGGGACAAUGCUUCGGGGCUGUGUCGAGCAUAGUGGGUUGCUGGAGACAAGUUUACAACUUCAUCAAAAUUGGGCCAAUUGGCAAAACAUUUCCGAAAGCCGAUUGCUGCCAGGCUGUUCUAGAGACCGAGGCACAAUGCUGGGGAUCAUACCCGAUGCCAGACCACGGGAUCGACCCAACAAUGACUAUCAUGCUCAACAACUAUUGUGUGGGUAUCAUUGGACCAGAAGUACCAGACCAUUUGGGUUAGAACCCAGCUUAGUAUUGAAGUAUCCUGUCUGAUGGAAUAGGAGCCCCUAAAUAGAUUGUGUCCAUAGAAUUUCAUAUGCAAUGGAAACCGUAGUUUGGGAGUGUUAAUAAAAAGUGCAUUUGAUUUGGCUAA